CCUGCUGCAUGUGGCUCUGCUAACACAUUAUUCUGGGGUUUUAAAGCGAAUUUUAGGUCAAAAACAGACGGCGAAUGGCCUCCAGCUGUCGACGACCCGAACACACGGCUCCUCCCGAUGUGUUCUACAAUGAGGUGGAGGCAAAGAAAUACUCUCAGAACUCUCGGAUGAUUGAGAUCCAGACCCAGAUGUCGGAGCGAGCGGUGGAGCUGUUAAACCUGCCGGAGGGACAGCCCUGCUUCCUGCUGGAUGUUGGGUGUGGAUCUGGUCUGAGUGGAGACUUCCUGUCAGAGGAGGGACACUACUGGGUCGGAGUSGACAUCAGCACAGCGAUGCUGGAUGUCGCUCUGGACAGAGAGGUGGAAGGAGACCUUCUGUUGGGGGACAUGGGCCACGGGAUGCCUUUCCGACCCGGCACAUUUGACGGCUGCAUCAGCAUCUCUGCGCUGCAGUGGCUCUGUAACGCUGACAAACGGUCCCACAGUCCACCUAAAAGACUUUAUUCUUUCUUCAGUACUCUUUACUCGUCUCUGGCCAGAGGUUCCCGUGCUGUUUUUCAGCUUUACCCUGAAAACUCAGAACAGCUGGAGCUGAUUACAAGUCAGGCCAUGAGGGCAGGUUUCAGUGGAGGCAUGGUGGUGGAUUACCCCAACAGCAGCAAGGCCAAAAAGUUUUUUUUGUGUCUGUUUGCCGGCGUAACGGGAGUUCUUCCUAAAGGGUUGGGGACAGAAGCUUCAAACAAAAAUGUCCCAAACCAGGUUCAGUAUUCAGGACAAAGGUGUCGUUUUAAAAACAUGAAGGGGAAAUCGGCGAAGAAGGGACGAGAUUGGAUCUUAGAGAAGAAGGAGAGACGAAGAAGACAAGGAAG
Austrofundulus limnaeus is the source of this 868-nucleotide messenger RNA. It is a transcript of the gene bud23, whose product is annotated as BUD23 rRNA methyltransferase and ribosome maturation factor. Gene Ontology annotation, biological process: rRNA (guanine-N7)-methylation. Gene Ontology annotation, cellular component: nucleolus. NCBI's taxonomy places the organism in Eukaryota, Metazoa, Chordata, Actinopteri, Cyprinodontiformes, Rivulidae. Gene Ontology annotation, molecular function: rRNA (guanine) methyltransferase activity. The record is from RefSeq and is a predicted model, not a curated record.